ACAAGACGCGUCUCUCACAGGGAGCCAUGGCGCCGUGGGGUCAUGGCAACUGGCUGUCUGCUGUACUUACUUGUGUUCGGUGUAGUAGACUGUUAAGCCACGCCAAAGGCGCUUUGCCAGUCAAUUCCGCAGCAACUCACCAAGUGAGUCGUUGUGUCAAACCCAGUAACGUGGACCUUGGUUUGACGCGUGAUGGCAAGACUGUAGUGUGUUUCCAUCCUGAGCCAAACAUUUCCUAUGAGAUGACUCAGCCCAUCCCUAAAGUAGACCCCAUCACUGCGUCUGCGGAAACACAUGAUGUGGUGCUGAAGUCUCGGCUUAGUGGUGCCGUUUUAAAGGAGGAACGCGGGCCGACUAUAGAGGAGCUUAGUAAGAUGUUUUACACCACAAAGCACCGCUGGUACCCUGUUGGAGAAUAUCAUAAACGACGCAGGAAAAGAAAUCCACCCAAAGACCGAUAGAUGGAUUAACCGUACAAGCUGCGCAUAGCUGAUCCUGAUAAAUCUGCAUCAAAAAUAAUCAGAUGAGUUUACGGGAAAGAGUUAAUAUGGCAUUUGUUUCACUUCACUAAUUGUUUGUUCUGUUAAAAAUGUAUAGAAAUUAUAGAAUAUAUAUGGAAUUUGGCAGUGAAAUCAAUUCCUGUUGCAUGCUGUAUUCAGCAAGAGACUCAAGAAAAUGCACAUAUUUAAUAACAAUUAAGAACUGAUAAAUGACUAGAGUUGGUAACACAAACCAGUCUAAUAUGCAGUCAGUUAUUCACAACCUAUCUUAAAUUGGAAUUUCCCUGCUCAAUCGUUGGACACUGUAAUAAUGAAAGCAAGCCAUGUUUCUCAAGCAUGGUUAUUUGGACAUGUUUAUUAAGGAUAAACAUAUUUGCGUUCUCCUGGCAAGAUAAAGGGACUUAUAAAGAGAGUCUGGUGUCAAAAUAAGACUGGAGUUUAGGAACAUGACUCUUUUGCCUGCGUUGUAAUAUGCAUGCCAUUAUACAGAAGUCGUUAUUAUGUAACCAAGGACUAUUGCCAUUAUUAAAUACUUUCCUACUAUCUGAACAUUCCAUACUGAUCAUCUAUUGACUUCGGGAAACAUUAAUAAAAGUGUACAGCACA
This is a messenger RNA of Electrophorus electricus (electric eel), 1106 nucleotides long. It is a transcript of the gene mrpl42, whose product is annotated as mitochondrial ribosomal protein L42. The record is from RefSeq and is a predicted model, not a curated record. Gene Ontology annotation, cellular component: mitochondrial large ribosomal subunit. Lineage: Eukaryota; Metazoa; Chordata; Actinopteri; Gymnotiformes; Gymnotidae.